AUGCUCGUCCAUGCCGUCUUGCUAUCGCUCUGUGUGCUCGGACUCUGCUCCACCGUCCUGUCCCAGAGCAUUCCGAACUCGUUCCCGCAUGCCUGGCCUGGACAGCCGGAGGGCGACUUCAAUUUGGAAGUCACCGAAAAGCUUCCCAAUAUCACCGGCAGCCUCCCACGUAGCUUCGCGGGAAACAUUAAUGUGAACCGAGCGGGACAUCCCAACAACACGCUCUUCUUCUGGGCGUUUGAGAAAGUGGGCGCCAAUGGCUCGCUGACCGCCCCCGCGAGCCAAAACAACACAGACCCGUGGAUUAUAUGGCUACAGGGGGGCCCAGGGUCCUCUGGAAUGAUCGCUCUCACUACCGAGAACGGUCCCAUUCACGUUCAAGCAGACGGAUCGUGGGUUCACAACAACUUCAGCUGGAAUACUUUGGCGGACACGAUCUGGAUCGAUCAACCUGUCGGCACUGGCUUCUCAACGUCCGACUCAACGGGGUACAUUCCUGACGAGGACCAGAUGGGAGAAGACUUCAUUGGCUUCCUCUCGAACCUUGUCAAAAUCUUCCCGAGUCUUGCCUCGCGUCCUCUGUUCCUAACCGGUGAAAGCUACGCCGGAACGUACAUCCCAUACAUCACGAAACACAUCUUCCAAACUUCAAACCCACCGGUCAACCUCCGCAAGAUUGCUAUCGGCGACGGUUCGCUCGGAUCCCAGGCGCUUGUGGAGCACGUUCCUGUGCUCAACGUCAUCGAGACUUACCCGGCGCUCAUCGGAUAUGAUGAAGACGUCUUCAACUUCUUCCGCGAGCAGACACACCUCUGUGGGUUCGAUCUGAAUUUCACGUACCCACAAGAGGGCGGACACUUCCCAACGCUGGACCUCGUCCGGCCGACCGCCGAGUCUGCGCUCGCGAAGUCCGUGGAGACACGCACCCGCAUCCUCCGGAGGGCCGCCGCGCUCGAGAAGAGGGACUUGGUGCGCCCGGCAGCGCAGGAGGCGGCGCGUGCGCAGUGGAAGCGCGAUCUGUCUGGACGCGCAAACGGGACGAUCGAUCCCUUCUACGGCUGCUUCCUCCUCGACGAGCUGGAGGACUACGCGCUCAACUUCACGUUCCCGUGGUCAAACGGUGGAUUCGACGUCUACGACGUCCCGGACGGCACGAACCCCGAGCCGUUCAAGAACGCGUCCGCGUUCUUCAACUCCGCCGCCGGCCGCGCGGCGCUGCACGCGCCGACGUCCAAGGACUGGCUCCGGAACUUCAACUACCCCUUCGGCUCCACGCACAACCACUCCGCCGGGAACCAGUACGGCGACCCGUCCGUCGAGCCGGUCGCCUUCCUCUCCGCCCUCGCCGCGAACGCCUCCGCCGCGAACGUCUCGAUCGUCUUCUACUCCGGCAACGACGACUCGCUCGUCCAGCACCGCGGCACCGAGGCCGUCAUCCAGAACACGACCUUCGGCGGCGCGCAGGGCUUCGCCCGCGCGCCCGCGACGCCGUGGUUCGACGACGCGGGCGCGUUCGCCGGCGUCGUGCACCAGGAGCGCGGGCUCGCGUACGUGCUCUUCCAGGGCGCGGGCCACCUCGUGCCGAUGUGGCGGCCCGCCCAGGCGCUCGUCUUCCUGCGCGAGUUCGUGCUCGGGGAGAACAGGAACGGGACGCUGGAGGCGGACGGGCGCGUCGUCGGCGGGGAGGACGCGGCGCUCGCGGGCGCGGUGCUCCCUGGGGGCGACGCGAUCUUCUUCGGGUCGUCGGCCACGCAGGGGACGUCGACGGUCCCGGCGGCGACGCGGAGCGCGUGGGCGGCGUUCGUGUCGACCGCGACCGCGGCGACGACUCCCACCGGAGCCACGAGUGGAGCACUGCAGGGGCGGUUUGCCGACACGGGUCUUGUGAGCGUGCUGAUUGCUCUUCUGGUUUCUGCCGUGGUGCCAGUGUAG
Messenger RNA from Epithele typhae, 1932 nucleotides. Its product is annotated as alpha/beta-hydrolase. Gene Ontology annotation, biological process: proteolysis. Gene Ontology annotation, molecular function: serine-type carboxypeptidase activity. The transcript has 12 exons. The coding region runs from base 1 to 1932 and encodes 643 amino acids. Lineage: Eukaryota; Fungi; Basidiomycota; Agaricomycetes; Polyporales; Epitheliaceae. The record is from RefSeq and is a predicted model, not a curated record.